AUGGAUUCAAUGCCUUUUGGACUCCCAACCCCUCGCGCUGAGGUCUUCAAGUCAUUCGACUCGCCCUUCGGCUCACCCUUCGAAUCAAAACAUGUUGAGCAUAUCACCAUCCCCAUCGUAGAGUCCCAGGAGGAGCAUCUCCCCAACGGCAUCUCAGAGACCCAGGAGGAGCUGGAGUCAAAAUGGUUCAUUGGCAGCAUAGAUUGCGGAACCACCUCUUCGCGCUUCCUCAUCUUCAAUGGGGAAGGGAACCCCGUUGCGAGCCACCAGAUUGAAUUUCGCAACCAGUUUCCGCAGUCAGGGUGGCAUGAACACGAUCCAGAGGAAUUAGCUGCUACCGUCGAAGAGUGCAUUGAGAAGGCGACAGAGCGGUUCUUCGACCUGGGCUACACCAAGUCCAACAUCAAAGCCAUUGGUAUCACGAACCAGCGAGAAACGAUCAUCUGCUGGGAUACCAACACCGGCAAGCCCUUAUAUAACGCCAUCGUCUGGCCCGAUACUCGCACCACGGGCAUCGUCCGCGAGCUCAAGAAGCGCAAAGGCGCAGAUGAGUUGCCACAACUGUGCGGUCUGCCGCUCUCCACCUACCCCGCAAGCGUCAAAUUCCUGUGGCUCUACGAAAACGUAGAAGCAGUCAGGAAGGCCUAUGAUGAAGGCAGAUGCUCUUUCGGGACCGUCGACACCUGGUUGAUAUACAAGCUGAAUGGUGGGAAAGAGGGAGGUGUCCACGUGACAGACACCACCAACGCCUCCCGAACCAUGUUCAUGAAUCUGCACACGCUCCAGUAUGAUGAUAAGCUGCUCGACUUUUUCAAGCUCGACAGGAAGAACAUCACUCUCCCCAAGAUUGUCCCUUCAUCCGACAAGGAUGCCUUCGGCGCGCUGGCAUCCGGCCCCCUAAAGGGCAUCAAGAUCACGGGCUGUCUCGGUGAUCAAUCGGCAGCGCUGGUCGGCCAGUGUGGCUUCAACCCGGGCGAGGCUAAGAACACCUAUGGCACGGGCUGCUUCUUACUCUACAACGUCGGUGAGAAGCCAGUGAUCUCGAAGUACGGGCUCCUUGCUACUGUUGCCUACGAUUUUGGCGGCGGACGGAAACCAGCCUACGCUUUGGAGGGAAGCGUGGCGGUUGCUGGAUCCGGAGUGAAAUUCUUGAUGAACAACAUGGGGUUCAUCAAACACUCGAGCAAGAUUACCGAGUUGGCGGAGAGCGUUGAAGAUAAUGGGGGCGUCGUCUUUGUGACUGCUUUCAGUGGUCUGUUCGCUCCUUACUGGAUUGACGACGCAAAGGGAACAUUGUUUGGCAUCACACAACACACACAACGAGGCCACAUCGCCCGCGCCACCAUUGAGGCGACCUGCUUCCAAACCAAGGCUAUCUUGGACGCGAUGGAGAAAGACUCCGGACACAAACUGGAAGGUCUUGCAGUCGAUGGUGGCAUGUCCACCUCGAACUUGACCAUGCAAACACAAGCAGAUAUCAUCGGCAUCCCCGUCGACAGACCUCUGAUGAGGGAGACGACAGCCCUCGGCGCCGCCAUUGCUGCAGGGUUUGCAGUAGGCACCUGGAAGGAGCUUGACGAGCUGAAGCAGAUCAACAGGGAAGAUAGGACUAUUUUCUAUCCGAAGGUGAACAAGAAGAAGAGUGCGGCUAUGUUCAGGAAGUGGGAGCAAGCAGUCCAGAUGAGUAGGGGCUGGCGAGUUGUUCACGUUCGUGCCGAUAACCUCAGCAUUGUAGAAUAG
Amorphotheca resinae ATCC 22711 is the source of this 1740-nucleotide messenger RNA. RefSeq lists its product as hypothetical. The coding region runs from base 1 to 1740 and encodes 579 amino acids. Gene Ontology annotation, molecular function: glycerol kinase activity. The record is from RefSeq and is a predicted model, not a curated record. The transcript has 4 exons. Lineage: Eukaryota; Fungi; Ascomycota; Leotiomycetes; Helotiales; Amorphothecaceae. Gene Ontology annotation, biological process: triglyceride metabolic process; glycerol metabolic process; glycerol-3-phosphate biosynthetic process. Gene Ontology annotation, cellular component: mitochondrion.